Messenger RNA from Cyphellophora attinorum, 1839 nucleotides. RefSeq lists its product as uncharacterized. NCBI's taxonomy places the organism in Eukaryota, Fungi, Ascomycota, Eurotiomycetes, Chaetothyriales, Cyphellophoraceae. The transcript is spliced from 2 exons. The record is from RefSeq and is a predicted model, not a curated record. Bases 1 to 1839 code for a protein of 612 amino acids.
AUGCAGUAUGCUUACCAGCAGCAUGUCAGGGAGGUUGACGAUAUAGCGGCCAGUCAGCUCAUUGGCAACAGCUACGCAGACAGACAUUCAAAACGCUAUGGAACACCAUGGACAGGCGUUAACACCACAGCAACAUCUGGGGUACAACCCUUACAACCUGCUGUGCCAUCUGCACCUCCAAUCGCACACAAUCCUGCUCCCAACCCUCCUCAACCGACUCAAGGCCCUUCCGGUCUCAGUAACACCGUGGCAAGCGCGAGCGAUGAGAUGGAUAUCGACAUCGAAGGCGAUGACAGAUCGCAACUCAUGACUCUUGCGACCGAGACGAGAAUGCAGACAAUUCGCGAACUCGUACAGCGAAAGACUCCCGACUACUAUGGCCUGACCAAACUCGUUCCGGAAACCAUAGAUCGCUCUCUGUUUGCCAGCAACCGCAAGUUGCGCCAUGAGACAUUCGAUUAUCUGGCUAAGCAGGUUCUGGUCAUCAAGUUGGAUAUCCACACCGAAAGCGACUUCGAUCUCAUGAGGCACGAGAUGAGCAUCGCCGCGAUACCGUUCCUGCGCGUCCCCGACGAUCUAGAUACCGACAAGACCAUCAGUCUACGCACAACUUCGGUCCACAUGGUGCUAGAAAUAGCAAAUGAGGGCAGCACUCAUCGUAAUCUAUUCAGCCACGUACACUCGGUUGUUACCUGCAUCUACGAAUACCGCACAUUCCGCGAACUGGUCGAGCAGCUGGAAAUAGCUACAGAUGCGCGUCAGCUGCAACGACUUGCUGUCACAUACACGAAUCGCGAAAGCACCCCCAACCAGGACAAGGAUAUCCUGGAUGUGCUGGACAUCCUCAGUCUCCUUCGUGGCAUUCCGAAUGCCAUGUUCUUCGGUUUUGAGUCAGCAUACAGUCAAAUGGUUGCACAAAACAUGCAGCGACCCGCGUGGGUGGAAGCCUGCAUGCUUGACCGAGACUCACAUGGCUUGUGGCCUAUCGACGCGCACGCUGCGGACUUUCGCCUGUUAUAUGUAUACCACCGGAUCCUGCAAGCAAUGGACAUCAUCUACUUGGAAAGCGGAAACCAGAGUCGCGCUUUACAGGAAUUGGGGCUCAUCGAAGCGCACAUCAGUCGCGAGCGAGCGCUAUUUGACGAUCACGACGAUCCAUUGUGGCACGACCUUGCUCGUUACGCGUCCGACUGCUGCAACUUGCUCCUCAAGAAACUCCUCCUUGUGAUUCUGAGCGAUGCAGACCGUGAACAGAAGCUCGCAGCCAUAGCCAGCAACGAACUGAACUAUAUUUCGGAACUUCAGUCUGAUGAAUUGGGAGCUCGACAUACUCAGGCCUUCCGUGCAGAAGAAUACGCAGUGUCCGCCGCUAUGACCUUGUGGAGCAAGAGGAUCGGCGAAGUGCUUGAUAGCCCUGAAUCGUUCAUGAGCAGAUUUAAGGCGUUGGAGGAAGCGGCAGACGAGACUGCUCGCGCGGUCGCGAUGUACCACCCAGAAUGGGCCGCUCUCAAAGAAUUGGAGCAGUCAUGCCUGCGGUGGCUGAGGGCAUUUCCAGACGAAGUCGCGGCAGAGGGCCGCCGGUCGAUAUGGUUCGGUUAUCGCGCGUUCCAUGAGGAGCAAGGGGACGAGACCGUGGUCGCGGACGAACUCCUUGAGGCAGCGACGUCCACGUUCGAGGACGGGCCAAGUGAUGGGGAGAUGUUUACGGCGGAAGUGCGGCGCCUGUCGUCCAUUGUGUCCGAGGCGGCAUUGUCCUUCCCAGUCGACAUUCCCGACCCGUACAUUGAUGUACAAACGGAGAACGUGGAAAUAUCGAUUGAUGAGGAUGACGAAGUUUGA